This is a messenger RNA of Salvia miltiorrhiza (redroot sage), 6549 nucleotides long. RefSeq lists its product as uncharacterized. Lineage: Eukaryota; Viridiplantae; Streptophyta; Magnoliopsida; Lamiales; Lamiaceae. The transcript is spliced from 4 exons. The record is from RefSeq and is a predicted model, not a curated record. The coding region runs from base 1676 to 4348 and encodes 890 amino acids.
CCAUCCAUGGCGACUAUUGUAGUAAAUGGGCUUUGCCCCACCGGUCUCCGGCCGCUCCUCCGCCGCAAGAUGGCCGUCGCGAGGCGGCCAACUCGCGACGGCCCGUCACUUGCUUUGCAUGUCAAAGGAGGCGGCUUGAAGAUGAAUGGUAGUUUGAGCACAGAAGAUAACUCCGAGCUGUUGAAAGAGUCAAUGGGAUUGGACGACCGCGGCUCGCCACGGUGGUUUUCGCCUUUGGAGAGUGGCCGGAGGUCGCCGACAUCGCCACUGCUGCUCUUCUUACCAGGGAUUGAUGGUAGUGGACUUGGUCUUACUUUGCACCAUGGAAAGCUAGGAGAGAUCUUCGACAUAUGGUGCUUGCACGUUCCUGUUGCGGAUCGAACGCCACUGCCAGUUGUAGAUCAUCUCGAUACGAGUUCGUGAGCGCAAACAUUUCAUAAAUCCGAGUUUGGACGAGGAAGAUAUGGCCGAAACAAGAAAGUCGCGCGCAGCAGUGAAUAGUGCCCGACGAGAAUUUCCGAAUUUUCGGGAUUUUGCGGGAUUUUCGGAUUUUAUCAGUAUUUUCGAGCUCUGUACUGUAUUUAUCCCCUGUGCCUAUAAAUAGGUCAUCUUUUAACCUAUUCAGGGUUCCCAGCUUUAGUUUUUCAGUUCCCAACUUUUAUUUUUCAAUUUCAUAGCUUUAGAAUUUAUUGCUUUCCAGUUUUUACUGCUUGGAUUGGAUUUUCACAAGAUUGAAGAUUCAAGCGGCUACAAUUGUUCUUAUUCAGUUUUUAUAUAAUUCAGUUUUUAUUAUUGCUUUCUUUUUAAUUAUGUUUAUGUUUUAUUUUAUUAUGUCUGGCUAGUUUCCUUUAGCUGAUUCUAGGGUUCGUAAAUAGUUGAUUGAAUUUAUGUGAUUUAUUUGUUAAUACCUUUGUGCCUUCCAGUUUAUGAUUCAUAAUUCCUGGUGCUUAAUUUCUUGUGGAGUAUCUGGUCAAUAAUUUGCAUGUGUAGCUAUUCGGUUUGAGACCUAGCGGAGAUAACUGUUUAGCGGAUUCAGGAAUGUAUGAUAUGAUCUUAACCUUGAGACCUAGCGGAGAUAGGUGGAUCAUAGGGAGCUAUUCUUAGGAGCUAUUGGGAGUUAGUAGAUUUUCUUGAGACCUAACGGAGAUAGAUAUUUUACUAAUCUACGAUCGUUGCUGCUCUAGCGAGAGUGAUUGAUUAAUUAAGUGAUCUCUCAUCAUAACUGGAUUAAACUGGUACAUAGGAUUAAUAGAUUUAUUAUGUGGAUUUAGUUAAUGAAUUUACUGCCCUAGGAUCAGUUGUCUUUUAUAUUUGAAUUUUUCCUACGUGCUUUUAUUUAUCGUUAUUUGCGUUUUAGUUUAAGUUAAUUAAACCUUUCUGCUUUCGUUUACCUGCAUACUGUGAGAGUCUGUUUAGGAGAUAGCUAAAGUAGUUUCGUUGUGUCAGUCCCUGUGGAUACGAUACUUGAUUACCAAUUUGUGCUACAAUUGCACCGUGUUAGUUGCGGUAAUUUAUUGCUAAUAAUUUAGUGAUCAACUUUUUGGCGCCGUUGCCGGGGACUGUUUUAGAAAUUGCUUUAAUAUUUCCGAUAGGACUUAGUAGUACUUCAGGCGUUUACUGUUUAUUUUUAUUUUUAUUUUUCUAAUUCUCAUUUUUUUUUCAGGCACUGCAUACGAUGGCUACUAAUGAACAGAUUCGUGCUUUACAGGAGCAGCUGCAACAGCUGUUAGACGCUCAAGCUGCUAAAGAGGCUCAGAAACAACCAGCCAUCAAUGAAGCGUUCAUUCCGCAAUAUGUGUAUCAGGAGCCUCCACGAGUGAACGUUAACAACUUUGAGCUGAAAACGGGUUUGAUCACGAUGGUCCGACAGAGCCAAUAUGGUGGACAAGCGAUCGAAGACCCUAAUGCGCACCUGGCGCAUUUCCUGGAGCUGUGUAGCACGGUGAAGAUGAAUGGUGUCCCCGAUGACAUUAUCCGUCUUCGUCUUUUUCCCUUCUCACUGCGGGAUAAGGCGAAGUCGUGGUAUCAUACGCUGCAGCUGGGAGAAAAUAUCGUGUGGGAGGAUUUGGCACAUGCAUUCCUACGCAAGUUUCAUCCGCCUGGACUUACGUUGAAACUGAAGAUGGACAUCGUGCAGUUUCAACAGUACGAUGGAAAAAAGCUAGCGGAGAGUUGGGAGAGGUAUCAAGAGAAGUUGAGAAAGUGCCCAAGCCACGGAUUUGAUGAAGGCACGCUCAUUAUCAUGUUCUACAAUGCUUGUGGAGAGCGUACAAGAAUGCAUUUGGACACAGCUGCAGGAGGUUCUCUGCUUCAGAAAGGCAGUUCAGAGGCUUGGAACAUCAUAGAGAGUAUGGCUGCUACAAGCUACCAAUGGCCAGUAGAAAGAGUACAAUUGAAGAGGGUGGCAGCUGCUUCCAGUUCUGAUCCUAUGGCAGCAAUGGUUACUCAACAGGCAGCGAUGGCUACACAGCUGGCAGAGCUGACUACAAAAAUUGGUGCGUUGAAUGUUGGACGUCAUGAGCAAGCUGUGAUAGACCCGUUAGGCAUGGAAGAUGUCAAUUAUGUGAAUGGCAGAAAUUAUGGGAAUUUCCAGCGAGGACAGCCAGGAAUGUAUGACAGAGGUCAACAAUUUCAGCAGGGUCAGCAGCAAUUCCAGCCAGGAGCACGCCCGCAUCCUAACCUUUCUUACGGCAAUCCGAACAAUGCUUUGCAGCCUCCACCUGAAUUUUCUGUAUCUAGCGGAGGAGUUAUAAAUGAGCCGAAGAAAGUAUCACUGGAGGAUAUGAUGCAGCAGAUGUUAACAGAGAUGUCUAUCAUGAAGACAACUGUUAAUACAAGGAUGACAAAUUUGGAGUCUCAAGUGGGUCAUAUUGAAAAUAAUUUUUCAGCACUUUCCAAGCAAGUACAGAUGUUGGAGACUCAAGUUGGUCAGAUGGCCAACCAAGCAGCUGCGCAGCACACACCAGGAAAGUUUCCUAGCAACACUGAAAUCAAUCCUAAAAAUCAGUGUAAUGCGAUUCUUCUAAGGAGCGGGACUCAAUAUCAAAAUCAUACAGAGCAGCGGGAUCAUCCAGAGCAGCGAGACGACAGGAAUGGCAAGGGAAAAGGUGUCGAGAUUGUUGAGGAGGAUGAUUUGGAGACGAUUGUAUGCGAUACGCCGCCUACUUCUAAGGCAUCGAGUUCCUCUGCUGUUAAGAAGCCUAUUCCUACUCCUAUGUUUCCCAGGCCAGAGUACAAGCCUGUAGCACCCUUCCCGAAUAGCCUAGCAAAGCCAAAGAUGGAUCAGAAGUUAGCCAAGUUCAUGGAGAUGUUUUCAAAGCUUCACAUCAACAUUCCUUUACUUGAUGCUUUGAGAGAUAUGCCAGGCUAUGCCAAGUUCCUCAAGGAUGCAGUCUCCAACAAGAAGAAGUUGGGGAAAUAUGAGACGAUUAAUCUUUCCGAGGAAUGCAGUGCAGUGCUACAAAGGAAGCUACCAUUGAAGCAAAAGGAUCCUGGCAGCUUUACCAUCGCUUGUAUGAUGGGAGGACAGAAUUUCUCUCAUGCUCUGUGUGAUUUAGGGGCUAGCAUCAAUUUGAUGCCUCUCUCUAUUUUCAACCGGUUGGAGAUUGGAGAUAUCAAGCCUACCUCUAUUGCAUUGCAGAUGGCAGAUCGUUCCAUCACAUAUCCCAAGGGAAUUGUGGAGGAUGUCCUAGUGCAGGUGGAGCAGUUUAUUUUUCCUGCAGAUUUCGUAGUCUUGGACAUGCCGGAGGACAAGAAUACUCCAUUGAUCUUAGGACGUCCGUUCCUAGCUACCGGCCGUGCUCUUAUUGAUGUGCAGGAUGGAGAUCUCACAUUUAGAGUCAAUGAUGAAAAAUUGACUCUAUCUAUCUAUGAUGCUAUGAGAAAACCAGCCGAGCCGCCGCUGGAUGAGUGCAACAUGAUCGACUCUCUGAUAGCUUUUCCUGCAGCUGUAGAUGAUCCUUUGGAGGAGUGUAUCACACAGAAACCUCCACCAAAGGAAGUUCCCCAGAAUGAAGUGAUUAAUUUGGCUGACAGUUUUCUAGCAAAUUUGGAGGAUGAAGAGGUUGAGAAGAAUGAGCCCCCCAAGUUUGAAGCCAAGAAAAAAACUCCAAAACUAAAAGAAGUUCUGACUUUUGAGAAGUGUUUGUUUUUGGAGUAUGAUGGGGGGUCUUUGAAAACCCAUACCCCCAAGAAGAAGAAAGUGAAAUUCCGGAUUUUUCGGAAUAAGAAUGAAAAAGGGGCAAUGCUUGUGGAGGAUGUCCGAACCAAGAGAAGUGUUUUGGUGGAGAGGGCACCCAAGAGUAGAAAAACCUUCCAAUGGUUAGAAUGCUGUUUCCGACCUCCAUGAGUUUUUGAGGUAUCGUCGAGCUCUAGACGUUAAAUUAAGCACUUGUUGGGAGGUAACCCAACCUUUUUCUUUGUUUUGUUUUCCUUUCGUUUAGUUUCUUUUUGUUUCUUUGUUUUCUUUGUUUAGUGCAGUGUUGAGCUUGGAAGAUGCGGGAACUCGCGCCUUGUUCAUACCACCACCAUGGAGCAUAUUUUUUUUGUGAGUAGUGACACACAUAUCAUCAUCCCUCCAAACUUAUUUUCGAACUUAUGUUCUGUAAUAAGUUUGGGGGAGGGGGGUGAGAGUUGAUAUGUGUAUCACUUUUAUUUUUAUUUUUUUGUUGGCUUUAUUGCUUUAUCCUGCUUGGUUGGUGGUGUGUGUUUGUUUUGUUUUUGAGUUAAUUAUUGCUCCAUGAGAUUUCUGGUAAGAUGCCAAUGAUGAUUUCUGUGAGAAAAAAAAAAUUUGGAGUUUGAUUUUCUUUGAUGAUUUGAGCAUAAUUGGAACUAAUUUGCAUAAUUCUAGAGUGAUUUUGACCUUGACUUUUGGACGUUGAAUAAACCUGUGAGAUUUUGAGCCAUAACUGUUUAUAAUACACAGUUUAUUCUUUGUUGUGAGUUUUGUCAUGCAUGUGGUGAUCUUCUAGAACUUGCCAUGGUUUCUGUGUCGAGGUUGCUGUUGUGCCCAGGAUUAGGAGAUGAUUUUAGGCCAUCUUUUGUUAGCCACUUUAUUAUCCCAAACACUGUCUUUAACGAAAAAUUAUCCUUUGUUAUCCACUUUGAGCCUAUUUAGCUUUUAUUCUUUAGCCGGAUGAUAGGGGGUGAUGAAGUAUAUGGGCAUCUUUGUGUGGUGAAUAUUCAUAGUGGGUUGUGAAAAAAGAAGGGAUGAUUUUGUGUUACUAUUUACUCUUAUGAGCUCUAGAAAAGUUGUGGAAAGAAAAGAGAAAAAAAAAGUUGUUGAAAAAAAAAAGAGAAAAAAAAGAAGAAAAAAAAAGUGUAAAGUCGAGUGUUUAUUGAGAAAUUUGUUAGAAAAUCGACUUUGUGUGUUGGAAAUAAAUAGAGAGCAUAAAAGAGUGUUUAGUUCUGUUUUGUGAUGAUUAAAUCCCUUGAGUUGUGUUGAUUAUGGUGAUAUAGUUGGGUGGAAGAUGAAAUUUAUUCCAUACUUGAUUUGUGAUUUGUGAUUUGUGAAGCUAUAAGGUUGGUGUUCUUAAAUUAUUUUGAGUCACUUAGCCUAUAUUUCCCUACCUUAACCAAUGUCCCUACAUUAUAACCCAAAGAAAAAGACCUUUUUGAUCUUAGUCUUGGCACACUUUUAGCGAUGGAGAUUGUAGACGAUUGGCAAGCCUAUGGUAAGUGAUCUGCAUUGCAUUGAAUUCGAUGAGAGCAUACACGUCCUAUUCCAGCAAAUUGAGAGUUGAGUGAUACACAUACCUUGUGAGAUUCAAUUGUUUGGAAUGUCAAGGUUGAUUUUGCUAUAGGUUGUGUUUAUUGGUGAAUUUUGUGCUUGAUUAUUGAAGAUUUAAGAAUUCCAUUAUCCUUUAUUUUUCGGAGGCAUCGAUGAGCUAGAUUUCUUACCCAUUCGUGUUAUUAAUUGUGUUCUUCUCAUUAUUUGAGGACGAACAAUGGAUUAAGUUUGGGAGAGUUGAUAACACUCAUGUUUCCAUGGUUUUUAAUGUUCAUAUGAUGUUAAUUUUAUAGGAAAUUGAGUGUUGGAUGAUUGUUUUGUGCUUAAAUUGCUUUAUCUUGUGAAAUAUGUUACUUGGUCGUACUUUGAUGAUUUUUGCUGAAAUAUUGAGUUCGAAUUUGGAAAACUUUUCUGAAAUAAAAGUUGUAGAUCAUCUCGAUACGAGUUCGUGAGCGCAAACAUUUCAUAAAUCCGAGUUUGGACGAGGAAGAUAUGGCCGAAACAAGAAAGUCGCGCGCAGCAGUGAAUAGUGCCCGACGAGAAUUUCCGAAUUUUCGGGAUUUUGCGGGAUUUUCGGAUUUUAUCAGUAUUUUCGAGCUCUGUACUGUAUUUAUCCCCUGUGCCUAUAAAUAGGUCAUCUUUUAACCUAUUCAGGGUUCCCAGUUUUAGUUUUUCAGUUCCCAACUUUUAUUUUUCAAUUUCAUAGCUUUAGAAUUUAUUGCUUUCCAGUUUUUACUGCUUGGAUUGGAUUUUCACAAGAUUGAAGAUUCAAGCGGCUACAAUUGUUCUUAUUCAGUUUUUAUAUAAUUCAGUUUUUAUUA